AUGGCUCCAAUUCUCUCCAAGGAGAAACUUCCGCAGAAGUUGCGUCCGGAAGAUGCAGCAAAGGUCGUGGUGCAGAAGGCCAGGCCUUUUCUCGACAGCCUGCUCAAGAUCGUCGAGGUGUCGAUACAAACUGGUGGAGUCGUUGUGGACGAAGCGAAGACCGCCAUGAACAAUGUCGGUCACUGGGUGGACCAGUGCAUGCACAGCAGUGCCCAGCUACUUCAGGCGCUGUGCUGCAUUGACUUGGAGAAGUUCACCCGCGGACCAGAGAAGCCGGCUCUUCACAGCCAGCUCCCGGUGAUGUUCGUCAUCGGGCUACUGGUGAUGAUGUACAGCGCAUUUGUUUUCGCCUAUCUUCCUGCAGCGGGGCUCGCUUUGAACAGCCAAGUCAGUUUGGUCUUCCAUGCCUUCGUCUUCCUCACCUUGGCCAGCUUUGCGCAGGCGGCCCGCACAGACCCGGGGAACAUCCCUCCCGGCCCGGAGUGGCGCGAUCGAAGUCGGCCACCAAGGAAGACUCACGAGCAGAAGCGCUUCAGCGAGGAGCCUCGUUGGUGUCGAAAGUCAGAGGCUUUUAAGCCGGACCGCGCCCACUUCUGUCGAGCCAUGAACCGUGUGGUGCUCCGCAUGGACCACCACUGUCCUUGGCUUGGAAACACGGUGGGCUGGGCCAACCACAAGUACUUCUACCUCUUCCUGGCCUACACCAGCGCUGCUUGUAGCCUUCUCGGCAUGAAUGUCCUGGAGUUGCUGUUGCACGCGACGCUUCCGGCCUUGACCACAUUUCUGCUGAUCGGAACAGAAGCGCUGACCUUCCUCCUCACCAGUAUCCUGGUGCCUUUUUUGCUCUUCCACACGUGGCUGAUCGUUCGAAACAUGACCACCAUCGAGUUCUGCGCCUCCUUUGCCAAGACGCAGGAUGAGAAGCCUUACGACAAUCCCUACGACGUGGGCAUCUUCCGCAACGUCAGCGCUGUGCUGGGAGCCUCCCCAUUGGUCUGGCACCCCCCGGCAUGCUUGGGUCAGGGGGUUUAG
Symbiodinium natans is the source of this 1032-nucleotide messenger RNA. Lineage: Eukaryota; Dinophyceae; Suessiales; Symbiodiniaceae. The record is from the annotation of a GenBank genome assembly.